Messenger RNA from Orbicella faveolata, 1050 nucleotides. RefSeq lists its product as uncharacterized. NCBI's taxonomy places the organism in Eukaryota, Metazoa, Cnidaria, Anthozoa, Scleractinia, Merulinidae. The record is from RefSeq and is a predicted model, not a curated record.
AAAUUGUUUAAAUCUGUAGAUUGUGUCCCCUCGACGUUCAAGUUUCUCAGCCGUAUUAUUAAGUUCAACUCAUUUAAGAAAUUGAUGUUCAAGGAUUCAAGCAUGAAGAAGCUCAUUCUGUUGGUGGGAUUUGCACUGUUUUUUCAGGUUGUGAAAGGCGCGAACCACUCUAGUCUUGUGGGACCUAUUGGCAAAGUCACUUGUCACAACAAUCACACGGUCGAUAUAGCCAUCACCAACGUAGAUGAUCUUGCGAGGUGGACUGAAACUGAGUGGCGAUUACAAAACAAUGCCUCGUGCCAGCCAACAUUUCAGAACAAUAGGACGGUAAACUACGAUGGUCUUCCCCUACCGGACUGUGCUUUUUCUUCACAACAGCUUCCUAACAGCGUCAAAUACAUCCUUAAAAUCAGCGCAAAAAAGGGUGACCCUGGUGGUACAGGCCAGCUGUACGAGUAUGAUCACCUGUACUAUGUGUCGUGUGAAUAUGGCAAUCAGAACAAGACAGUGGCAAGCUUUGUGCCGGUCAAGAACCGUCAAGACAACGACUCAAGUAUGUGAUAUAAAACAGUACGUUCCUUGAUAAGUGGGUGUGUUUGGGGAUGGAGGUCAGGGAGUAAGGAGAGGAAAGGGAAGCUAAGCAUGCACUUAGUAGGCUCUGUUAAAAGUGUUUUAAGGGCAACAACUUCAACUGGUUACACAAUAUACAUAAAUUCCACGUAAAUCCUUACUGUCUUGUGGAUGUACACGGAAUUCUUUCGUCAAGGGCGCAGCUUUAAGAAAAUUCUCUUAUGUUUGAUAAUAAAUGUUGUGUCCAUGUCGCAGUACUCAGGAUUUAAAUUAAAAAAAACAACACUUGAUAUUGAUAGGAUGGGAAAGUAGGAAUCUGCCCGGGGGAUGUGAGGAUUUCUCCACUCCCCCCCCCCCCUCUCCUCCCCGAGCUAGCUUUACACCGGGGGACGUUGCCACGUGACCUUGACAGGUAUAGAAUAAGUCGUCAUGGGAAAUAACUCACAAAAAGAGAUUAGAAAGGUUGCCCAUUUUAUAGAC